Molecule: messenger RNA, 660 nt
Organism: Cooperia oncophora
Lineage: Eukaryota; Metazoa; Nematoda; Chromadorea; Rhabditida; Trichostrongylidae
Source: the annotation of a GenBank genome assembly
AUGCAUAGCGUCCAAGUGGAGGUCCAGUACGUAUACAUAGCAGAAGCAAUCUGCGAAUAUGGCAGAGCCAUGGGUUACUGGAAUCAGCCAGCGCUUCUCAAUCAGUUCGCCAGAUUCAAGGCAUCUUUUGACGACUACGUCUUGAAGCUGAAUGUGCAAACGCCACCUCCUCCAAUCCCUGCACAAAUGCCACCUCAGCCGAUGAAUGGACAAGUGCCACAACCACCGCUUCCUGGACAAAUGCCCCCACCAGCGCCUCCCGGACAAGCACCACCUCCAUCGUUCGGUGGUGUUCCUGCAGCGCCACCUGUACCAUCGCCGUGUGCUUCGCCAAUGGAUGGUGCGUCACCAAGGCCGUCACAAAGCGCACCGCAAAUGGGGGCAGCUCCAGCUCCACCUCGACCAACACAGGUGGCCAACGCAUUUACCGGCCCGCCACAACCUGCUCGCCCGUCGUCUCCAGCUCCAGCUGGCGGAACUGGGCUCCAAGGCACUAGUGGAGCACCUCCAGGUGGACCACCAGGAAGUGCAGGAAAGAUCAACGCUCAAUGGCCGCCAAAACAAGGAGUAGCUAGUGUGGGAGCUAUUCCUGGAACGCCGCAAGCGUUUUCCCCCUCAGAUCAAGGUCGCGUUUUAUCUUCCGUUUACAUAUGUCCGUGA